Messenger RNA from Portunus trituberculatus (swimming crab), 635 nucleotides. RefSeq names its product short-chain collagen C4-like. The coding region runs from base 135 to 449 and encodes 104 amino acids. NCBI's taxonomy places the organism in Eukaryota, Metazoa, Arthropoda, Malacostraca, Decapoda, Portunidae. The record is from RefSeq and is a predicted model, not a curated record. The transcript has 5 exons.
AAAGAAAACACGUGGAAAUAAGAGAUAGAGAUAAAGAGAGAGAGAGAGAGAGAGAGAAAGAGAAGGAUCGCCAAGUGUAAGACUCCUUGACCUACCCUAGCAGCACUUGACCUGACCCCAGCCUGCUAGACACCAUGGGACACCGCUGGCUGCAUGUCACUCUGGCACUGGCACUCCUCGCCUUGGCACAGGGUUACUACUACUACGAGUGCACCUUGCCACAGAAUGCGUGUCCCCCAGGGCCCCCAGGACCGCCGGGACCGAAGGGUUACUCUGGCCCGCCAGGGCAGCAGGGCACGCCAGGCCUGAGAGGACCGCAGGGGCAGAGGGGCGACGCGUUUAACGGCAUGCCGGGUAGGCAGGGACCUCAGGGCCUCCCCGGCAGGGAUGGCAGAGAUGGAAUGCCGGGACAGCAAGGAGACCCCUGCACCAACUCCACCUUCUUUUAGAAAUCAGCAGCAGCAGCAGCAGCAGACAGACCUAGGAGGCACGACCACCGCAGCAGUACACACGAGGACCCUGAGGACACUGAUCAUCCUGAAGAUCUCACGGACCCUGAUGUCCAUGAGAGGCCUGAGUGCAGCGCCCCUCUCCCAUACUGUCCUUGCCUCAAUAAAGACACCCCUGCACCAACA